Messenger RNA from Electrophorus electricus (electric eel), 3627 nucleotides. It is a transcript of the gene mastl, whose product is annotated as microtubule associated serine/threonine kinase-like. Gene Ontology annotation, cellular component: nucleus. The record is from RefSeq and is a predicted model, not a curated record. Gene Ontology annotation, molecular function: ATP binding; protein serine/threonine kinase activity. NCBI's taxonomy places the organism in Eukaryota, Metazoa, Chordata, Actinopteri, Gymnotiformes, Gymnotidae. Gene Ontology annotation, biological process: peptidyl-serine phosphorylation; intracellular signal transduction.
UGCGCGGUUCAAAAUUUGAAAACAGUGUUUGUCCACUUGGGGGUUUAGGAGGGUUAGGCGGGUUUAAACGGGUUUAAGAGGGUUUAAACCUGCCGAUGAGCGUGGGAAGUCCGGCAGGAGGUUUACCGUCCACAGUGGCAUCGACGAGAGACUAUGACAGACGAGUUUGACUGGAGUUUGGGUUUGUUUUGUUUUUCCAACAUGCGAGUCGCUGACUAACGUUCAUUGCAUUAAUGAAAGGUAAAGAAAGCCGAAGGAUAUAUGAGUUAAGGUGAGAAGAGAACUAACUGAUUAGGUAACUCAUCCCCCGGCGAAGCGAGGAGUCCGCGAUGGAAGCGCACGGAGCCUCACCUGGGAUCAGGUGCGCGGUCCAGGUGCCCAGAGCGCCCUGUAUCGACGACUUUGUGGUGGUGAAGCCCGUCAGCCGUGGAGCAUUUGGAAAAGUCUUCCUGGCCAGGAAGAAGAGCAACUCAAAGCUGUACGCUAUAAAGGUGGUGAAGAAGGCUGACAUGGUGGAUAAGAACAUGACUGAUCAGAUGCGGGCCGAGAGAGACGCGCUGGCCCUCAGCAAAAGCCCAUUCGUCGUGCAUUUGUAUUACUCUCUUCAGACGGCAAGCAAGGUGUAUCUGGUUAUGGAGUACCUCAUUGGUGGAGACGUGAAGUCGCUGCUCCACAUCUAUGGCUACUUUGAUGAGGACAUGUCGAUAAAAUACAUUUCGGAGGUGGCUCUAGCAUUGGAUUACCUGCACCGACAUGCAAUUAUUCACAGAGAUCUGAAACCUGACAACAUGCUCAUCUCCAACGAAGGCCACAUUAAACUAACCGACUUCGGCCUCUCCAAAGUGAAGCUCGACCGAGAAUUGAAUCUCAUGGAUAUACUGACGACACCCUCCUUGGCAAAACCAAAUAAAGAUUACUCCAGGACACCGGGUCAGGUCUUGUCCUUGAUAAGCUCCCUAGGUCUUAAGAACACUCCGGCGAUGGACAGGAAGCGUGUCAGCAGUGCCCUGGCCAGCCCCAGAUCCUGUCAGAAGGCUGAUCAGAGCAAGGGUUCCUUCUGCUCCCCUCUGCUGGCGAGAAAAAGGGAACUCUUGCAUUCACCCAGCUGUCCCUCCCGCGCCCUCGGAGCCAACAGCGUCUUCAGUCCAAGCGCGCUGGCUAAAAGCCUGACGCCGAGGCUGCUGAAAUCCAGGAAGCGGUUCGAGGCGUUAAGUGCGGGCAGCGCCCACUCCGGGCUAUUGCGGUCCACCACUGACUCUGAGAGCUGCAUCAGCCCCCUGUGGGAGGACGAGGGGAAGUUUGAAAGUGACAAGAACCUCCUGCCCCCAAAUGGAGAGGAUGUCGUACUCAAGGCUGACCAGAAGCCUCCUGCUUCCGGAAGAAAAACGCCCAUUAAAAUACCGUUUCCAGGAAAGAAGACUCCGCUGAGGCCCCUUCACAACCUGGAUCCGAGGUCUUGGUCUCCUUAUGAAGAACACCUGGUACCAGUGGACCUUAGAAAUGCCACAUCAGAUAUUCAGUCGGGAAAACACCUUCACUUUACUGAAGCUGAUGACCUUGUCAGUUCUAAGGCUAAGAUUCCUCAUGAACUGCAACUUGGGAACAUUGGCACAAAGCUUGAGAGCAGAGUGUGCCGCUCUCAGGAGAAGGUGUCUGGCCUGAAGCCAAGCACCUCGGCGAAACGCCAGUUCGCAGAGGUUGAUAAGAGUCCAGAGCAAGCUGAUGUCCAAGCCAAGAAGACUAACGUUCAGUACAGGCGGGGUUUUCCCAUUCCAAGUGAUCACGCGGAAGCCCAUACAGGUCUGACCAGAAUUUUCUCCACCGUUGACUUGGGAAGUGAGGGAGCACUGUGGAAAAAGGCAGGUCUGCUGGAGGGGGUUGGCCCUAAACAAUCCAGCCCCACCAACGUGGCCAAGAAUCUCCUGUGUGAGCUGGACGAGCCUGCUGAGACCGGCAGUGCCGCUGGAGGGUCCAGCUUUGCCUCCUCGCCUGGUGCCGACCGAGAGCUGAGGAGAAGUGUCAGCCUGGACUCGGACAACUCAGUCAACGAACUGUCCGCGAUCGUGACUACGCCCCCUCCGCGUCAGCCCAAACCUCUGCCAGCGGAGGAGCUGAGCAAAAAUGAGGUAUCCACUGCGGUCCCGCGGCAAGCAGAGGCCGUCGAGACGCCGGCGUCCUGCAAGUGGCUCGGGCCGGAUGGUGGCGGGGCGCCACUGGACUGCUCGGUGCUGGGGCAGCCCGCUGUUCACUCCAGCAGCAUGGUCCUGUCGCCCCUGUUCCUCAAGCCCCGCAACGUGGUGGCGUUCAGAAGCUACUGCAGCUCCAUCAACCGCUCCGCCAGCUCCUGCUGCUCCCGCCUCAGCCUGGCCUCCGUGGAGGCCAUGGACGUGUCCAGCUCCUUCAACAGCGCCUCCACGGCUGUCACCCCCGUGCAGAGGAAGAGGUCUAGUCUCGUCAGCUCCCUUUACCAGACUCCACAGCCGAUGACCUUGUCUCAUACCCCUUAUCGAACACCCAAGAGUGUCCGCAGAGGUCGGGAGCCGGUAGAGGGCGCCUCCAUACUAGGGACCCCUGACUAUUUGGCUCCAGAACUUUUACUGGGCAAAAACCACGGCUCUGUGUGUCGGUGUGACUUCAUGGUGGACUGGUGGGCGCUGGGAGUGUGCCUGUUUGAGUUCUUAACGGGAGUGCCGCCGUUCAACGACGAAACUCCUCAGCUCGUCUUCCAGAACAUUCUCAAUCGAGAUAUUCCAUGGCCGGAUGGAGACGAGGAAUUGUCCCAGAAUUCCAGGAAUGCGAUUGAGAUUCUCCUCACUAUGGAUGCAAGCAAACGUGCAGGUCUGAAAGAGCUGAAACGGCACCCGUUCUUUGUGGGUCUGGACUGGGAUCAGCUCCAGAACCAGCCCAUGCCCUUCAUCCCACAGCCGGACGACGAGACGGACACCUCGUACUUUGAGGCGAGGAACACUGCCCAACACCUGGCUAUGUCCGGCUUCAGCCUGUGACUCGGACACACACGCGCGCAUGUUCAGGCCCACGCAGAAGUGUGCGGACGGUCACGUGACACAUGGGUCAUGCACGUUAGAGACUGCUGAUGCAAUCACUACCAAGCUAUAAUCUUUACUCCUGUAGAAUCUCUCGUUCGUAAAUUUUCUCAACGCGUCGCAGUUUCAGUUCGGAUCACUCGCGAGUCAGUUAGUGACUGAUCCUAAAGCACUGAUCAGUGUGAAAUCUGCAAGCUUGUGGAGGAAAAGAACUAAUACCUUUUACGAAAUCAGUUUUUAUCUAAUAUGCAUGUGUGCACAUUAAAGGUCGUGAAAACGGUGCUCAGUGUUGCGUCGUGGCCUUGUUCCUCAGGUCAAGGUCACAGUGCCAGACUUGCUACAGCUCUUAAGUUUUAUCUCCGCUGGGGUGUGGGGGUGAAACCCCACUGUUAUAACGCUACUGGAUGGAUCAGAAGGUAACAGUGCGUGAAGGAACUCGAGUCUUUCAGAUAAGAUGGUUACUGUUUAAUGUCUCCAAUUUUUUAUGUACUUUAGUCAAUCCUGUUUCAUGGUCUAUUUAUGCAUUUAAAUAAUGUGUGGGAAGGGAUAAAAAAAAUACAUUUUAUGAUGACCUUUUACUGUG